AUGAAGGCUGAUAGGAGAUCACUACAAUUCGACUUAGGAUUUAACCAGUUUCUUAAGGUUGCAUUGGAUAAUGCUAGGAGCCCCAAUGAUAUACCUUGCUCUUGCUUAAAGUGCCAUAACAACCGAUUUGGUAAUAUACAGUUCAUUAAAGAUCAUGUCUAUUUCAAUGGUAUAAUGCAAAACUAUACUCGUUGGAAAUGGCACAGAGAAUGUUCUUAUGCUGCCAGACAUUGUUUGAGUGAGGGUUCUGAAAUAGUAGAGCAGAUUCCUGAUUUAGGAGGAAAUGAAGAUGUAGGUGUGCUCAGUGAUGAAGAUCACAAGAUUUUGCCAGACUCGAAUGAGUUUAUGCAGUUCGUAGAGGAUGGAGAUAAGCCUCUAUAUCCUGGUUGUACCAAGUCAACCAAGAUGAAUGGUUUGGUACAAACAUUCAAUCUAAAAGCAAAACACGGAUUGUCCAAUUCUUGCUAUACAGACAUUUUAAUAUUGUUCCAUACCCUGCUUCCUAAUGGGAAUGAAGUACCAGGGUCCAUCAAUUUGGCUAAGAAAACUCUUUCCACAUUAGGGAUGAAGUACGAGAAGAUUGAUGCUUGUCCAAAUGACUGCAUCUUGUAUAGAGACCUAAAUGUUGAUGCUAAAAAAUGUCCAUCUUGUAAUGCAUCAAGGUGGAAACUAGCGAAGGACGGAUCAGAGAAAGUAGGGGUGCCGACGAAGACAUUGUGGUACUUUCCACCCAUCCUAAGGUUUAGAAGGAUGUUCUAA
This is a messenger RNA of Fragaria vesca subsp. vesca, 759 nucleotides long. RefSeq lists its product as uncharacterized. The transcript has a single exon. The record is from RefSeq and is a predicted model, not a curated record. The coding region runs from base 1 to 759 and encodes 252 amino acids. Lineage: Eukaryota; Viridiplantae; Streptophyta; Magnoliopsida; Rosales; Rosaceae.